Messenger RNA from Pleurotus ostreatus (oyster mushroom), 861 nucleotides. It is a transcript of the gene MRPL24, whose product is annotated as 39S ribosomal protein L24, mitochondrial. Bases 1 to 861 code for a protein of 286 amino acids. NCBI's taxonomy places the organism in Eukaryota, Fungi, Basidiomycota, Agaricomycetes, Agaricales, Pleurotaceae. Gene Ontology annotation, cellular component: mitochondrial large ribosomal subunit. The transcript is spliced from 3 exons. The record is from RefSeq and is a predicted model, not a curated record. Gene Ontology annotation, molecular function: structural constituent of ribosome.
AUGAUUCCGUCCGCUCCCCUCCUCGAAGCGGUCUCCCAGCCUUUUAAACGCGCUCAGCUGGGCCUGUUCCAGGGAAAAUCCAAACAAUACGGCAACAACGUCCCCUUCUCCAAGCACAAAACCCGGAGAACAUGGCUGCCCAACGUGCAGCAUAAAUAUCUUUUCUCGGAGACACUCGAGCAGGAAGUGAGGCUGAAAAUCACAACACGGGCGUUGAAGACGAUCAAAAGGGCUGGUGGUUUGGAUAAUUAUGUCCUCAAUACAAGGGCCGACCUUUUGGCUUGGGAGGGCAUGCGGGUGCGCCUUCUGGUGCAGCAACGGCUAGCAGAACGACAGCGGGAGCUCGCGUCUCCCAAUGCGGCCAGUUCCUCCAAGCCUGCUGCCGCGAACGCGAAAGCCGAUACAGAGAGCGCCAUUGCACCAGACGCGGUGGAAGCAACGGCCGCGUCAACAGAGGGCCAAUCCGUUUCACAAUCCGUAGCAGACGCGCUUGCUGAGAUCGAGGGAGUGUCCCCGGAUUCCACCCUCGCGCCUACGAACGGCGAAGUAGAAACGGCCGCUGGGGCGGAUACAUCGGCGGCUACUGCCACGAAACCCUCUUCUACGCCCUCUCCGAAGAUCAAGACGGACCCCACGUCCACGGAACGCCUCCGACUUCAGCUCGAGGCAAAGGCUCGUCGGGCCCAGCAAGACUAUGAUGGUUUCAUGCUGGGUCAACGGCCCACGCUUGCUGACGCGCGAAAGCUGAGGGAGACUGCACGAGUGAUCGUAGGACGGUCAGACGCCCGGACGGCUAUUGCAUUCCUUCAGACCCAGCAAAAGGAACGACAACACCUAUCGAAACCCCUUACUUACGCAUAG